This is a messenger RNA of Cydia pomonella (codling moth), 12287 nucleotides long. RefSeq lists its product as uncharacterized. The record is from RefSeq and is a predicted model, not a curated record. Lineage: Eukaryota; Metazoa; Arthropoda; Insecta; Lepidoptera; Tortricidae. Gene Ontology annotation, cellular component: TORC2 complex. Gene Ontology annotation, biological process: positive regulation of phosphatidylinositol 3-kinase/protein kinase B signal transduction; TORC2 signaling. Gene Ontology annotation, molecular function: protein serine/threonine kinase activator activity.
GAGUAGUUUGUAUGUACUGUUGGGUUGGUGUAUAAUUUAUAACAUGCUUAUAAUCUCACCCUGAUAAUAUAUCAGAUAAUUUAAAUUAUAAAUUUAAACAUUUGUGCUAAUUUUUGUUAGAAUAUGCAUAAUAGAAAAAUCUACAAAACGGAUCUCUGCAAAAUAAUCCAGAGGACCUACCGCAAAUUCAUAAAGUUGCAAAUUGCGGCCAACUUUCUCUUUUAUUCUAACUUUCGCAAAACGUAUUAGAGUGACAGAGAAAGAUACCCGCAAUUUGCGAAAUUCAGUAAUCGCGGUAGGCCCUCAGUAAUAUAACUCAAAUUUCUAGUAUUGCAACACUUAUGCCAAAUAUAACCUCAAAAUGAAGUCAAGCAAGCUUUCAUAAAUAAUGUUUAGUAAAUUGUCAAUAAUAUUUAAUUAGAUAUAUUUUUUAUCAUAAACAUUUUGUUGUUAGUUCAUACGUGUGUUUACUACUAUAUAAAGUAUUACUGUGACUGAGUUUACCAUGAGCUUCUUUCGUCCAUCAACUGUGCCAUGAAAUGAUUUUAUAAUGGCUACUUCUGAAAAUUGGUUUAAUCGGAGGAAAGGUAAAACCACCAGUGAUGUGUUUAAAUUGGACAUCAAAAACAAAACACCAAAGGAGAAUGUAAUAUCAAUAAUUGAAGGGCUGUAUUUAAUGAAACCAUUCCAUCAUGAGGUUUCACCCACAAACAAAACUGUGCCAAAGAUCACAGUGUUCCGUGGAGCUCAGAGAAGUAGCUCAGACACCCGCAAACUGUCUUACUUGAAUGCAUUGGUGACACUACUCGGCAAGGAAGACAUCAGCAACCUAGGAUUCACUUCUGAUGAAUUGAUGACAUGCAUAAGAAUAAGCCUGGUGGAUGAGUCCAUGGUGUUGAGAGCUGCAGCUUUAAGAGUGCUCAGAUAUUUAAUCAGAACGGAAAGUGAUGUUGCAACAUUCAAUAACCUGAGGUUGCCUUAUCUGGUCACAAGAUCAAUGGACCUCAUGCUCCGCAACGAAGAGGAGCGCGCCCAAGCACUCCGCGUGGUCCGACGCGUGGUUGCCAUAGUCGGGUGCGUGGGCCCGCGGAGGCUCCGCGCCGCGCGCGUGGAUGAGGGGCUGCUGCGGUGCCUGGCCGCGGUCGCGAGGGCGGGCGCCGGUGACGGCUCGCCCGACCGGCUUGCAAGGCCCGCUAUUGCGACGCUCGCUGAGAUCUGCGUGCUAAACCCCGACCUAUUCAUCGCCUGUGGCGGUGUAACAGCAGUGUCCCGGCAGCUAGCCGAAUGCGCUACACCGCACAUGGCCGAGGCGCUCUGCGGCGUACUUCUUCACACACUCAACGAGCCCGCCUCGAGGAACGCGGCCAGGAUAGACCUCACUUGCCUCAGCUUCCCGUACUGCGACUUCCACAACAGGCCCCAGGGGGACGCUAACAAGGACGAGCGCGAGAUGCGGUUCACGUGCAGCCGGCUGGCGCUGCUGUGCGUGCUGCGCAGCUGGCCCGGCCUGCUGCACUUCUGCCACCCGCGCAACUCCGGCGGCCUGCGCGCCAUGGUCUCCGCGCUCUACCUGCCCAGAUUGGAAGUCAGGAAAGCGAUAUUAGAUCUGUUGUAUGAGCUCGUUGGAUUGCCUCAGCCAGAGUGGACGGACGAGAUUUCUGUGGCACUAGCCGCUGUGGAUCCGUCUGACUUCCAAGACUCGUGGCGGCUAAACGAGGGCUUCGUGGCCGCGGAGGGCACAGCCAUUCUACCUCACCUCAGCGCGACUGGCUCUGAUAUCACUGAGAUCCAUCUUGCGCUGCUGCUCCAAUGCUUUUUAGAGGCUGGUUUACUAGACGGGCUGACUGAAGUGAUAGUGACGAGCGACACCUUCAUAUCCGUCCGCGCGACCGUCCUCCUCGGUCAACUGUUGCAUUUAAUACACCUCCUCCUACCUCCCCAAGUGUGCAGCAUUACGCCAGCGCUGCCCCUGCUCAUGUCACAAGCGGCCAGCGGGCGACCACAGGCGUUGGCGGCAGUGGCGGCCCUCAGGCGCCUCCACGCCAUACAUGAAGCGCGCCCGGCCAGCCAUUCCCUGUUCCUCGACCAUAUCAUACAAUACUGUAGCGGCGCCUACAGACACAAACCUGAAGAUACCUCAAAAAGUAGAAAAGAAAUAGACAACGCCAACAUGGCUAAGCCUAAAAACUUUAUGUAUAAGGAUAAUAGUAUAGAGUUCCUCAACGAGUCUGAUAACGAAGAACCGAAACAACGGCACAGCGUCGGCUCGCGCGCCGAUGUAGCCAACCGAAACUACGGUGUGUUAGUGAAAAGUAAAAGUGUGAGCUCCCGGACUGGUGCCGCGGUGAGCAAAGUGACUAAAUCGGCCAAGUUCUUUAAUCUGUUCGAUCGGGAUAGUGACAAUCUGAUUCGGUGUACGUUGGUGAUGCAGAAUAAGGACGGCAACACAUGGAAUUGGGAAUUUAUCAGGGCUAUCUUGAAGGAGAACGACACCGCGCCGCUCCUAAACCUGUGCGACAGCGGGCACAAAGCGUGGGUCGCACGCAUCAUCAACUACCUCAAGCCUUCCUCCAACAAGUACUCCCACACGGACGUAUCUACCACAUCCAACGGGCACGCCACUACCCGGGCCGGCUGCCAGCUAAUCAGACACUUGCUUCGGCACAAUGACGCCGACUCUCAAAGACUGCUAGAAGAACUGUUCUGGGACGUGAGCCGGCAAGUGGAAGCCAUCGAGACCGGGCGCCGCGCCCACGAGUGCCUGUUCAGCCCGCAGCACAUGAGCAACACCAUGUGCCAGAUGUACUUCCUGUUCAUCGGCCAGCUGUGCCACUCGCACACCGGCCUCGACCUGCUCAAGCAGACCAACUUGUAUGACAACCUUCUGGAACUUUCAACAAAAACCCACCACAGUUGCUACGUGAAACUAGUCAUAUCUAGCCUCGACUACACCCUCGACUCUUACCCACGGGACAUACUGGCUAAAACCCUGACUUGCAGCAUUCAAGCUUCAAGACUAUACGCCACUCAAUUCCUUACGGUCUUACUACGGGCCUCGCAAAAAUCUAAAGAAUUGGUUCGGAGAAGAUCAAAGUUGAAAAAGAACUUGGUUCAAGAGCAUUUGAAGUCGUCUCAAAGAGAGGAGGAAACGAGCGGGGUGGAUAUGGAUACUUGGCUGCUGCAGAUGCUUAUAGCCCAGCUAAAGGACGAGUCGAAGUCGGUGGUCAAAUGUGCUGUAAUGGCGUUAGAGGAAGCCUAUAGCGUACCUGCGUUACUAGAGAAGUUAGUGCUCCAAAAAAACGUGCUGGGUCACAACUGCGGGUUCGACAAGAGCACGGAGCCGGCAGCGCUCGACAUGUCCGUGGCCGGGGACCGCGGGUACCUCGUCUGGCUCGGGCUGGAGAUCGCGGCCGCGGCCGGCGCGCAGCAGGACCACAAGGCGAAGGCCUUUAUCAAGAAACAUGUGGACUACUGGGUCAAGAACUACAAUUACCGAUACGUGCGCCUAGUGGAGGCGGCGAUCCACGACGCGCUCGCGCUGUGCUCGGGCGGCGGCGGCGCGCGUGCUCGGGCGCGGCGCACGGCGCGGCCGCCGCCGCACGCGCUGCACGCGCUCGCCCGCGCGUCACACCUCGCGCGCGCCAUGCUGCCGCAGGCGCUGCAGCCUGCUCUAACGGUACGUAACACACAGAUACGUGCGCCUAGUGGAGGCGGCGAUCCACGACGCGCUCGCGCUGUGCUCGGGCGGCGGCGGCGCGCGUGCUCGUGCGCGGCGCACGGCGCGGCCGCCGCCGCACGCGCUGCACGCGCUCGCCCGCGCGUCACACCUCGCGCGCGCCAUGCUGCCGCAGGCGCUGCAGCCUGCUCUAACGUGGAGGCGGCGAUCCACGACGCGCUCGCGCUGUGCUCGGGCGGCGGCGGCGCGCGUGCUCGUGCGCGGCGCACGGCGCGGCCGCCGCCGCACGCGCUGCACGCGCUCGCCCGCGCGUCACACCUCGCGCGCGCCAUGCUGCCGCAGGCGCUGCAGCCUGCUCUAACGGCGGCGAUCCACGACGCGCUCGCGCUGUGCUCGGGCGGCGGCGGCGCGCGUGCUCGUGCGCGGCGCACGGCGCGGCCGCCGCCGCACGCGCUGCACGCGCUCGCCCGCGCGUCACACCUCGCGCGCGCCAUGCUGCCGCAGGCGCUGCAGCCUGCUCUAACGGCGGCGAUCCACGACGCGCUCGCGCUGUGCUCGGGCGGCGGCGGCGCGCGUGCUCGUGCGCGGCGCACGGCGCGGCCGCCGCCGCACGCGCUGCACGCGCUCGCCCGCGCGUCACACCUCGCGCGCGCCAUGCUGCCGCAGGCGCUGCAGCCUGCUCUAACGGCGGCGAUCCACGACGCGCUCGCGCUGUGCUCGGGCGGCGGCGGCGCGCGUGCUCGGGCGCGGCGCACGGCGCGGCCGCCGCCGCACGCGCUGCACGCGCUCGCCCGCGCGUCACACCUCGCGCGCGCCAUGCUGCCAUACGUGCGCCUAGUGGAGGCGGCGAUCCACGACGCGCUCGCGCUGUGCUCGGGCGGCGGCGGCGCGCGUGCUCGUGCGCGGCGCACGGCGCGGCCGCCGCCGCACGCGCUGCACGCGCUCGCCCGCGCGUCACACCUCGCGCGCGCCAUGCUGCCGCAGGCGCUGCAGCCUGCUCUAACGGUGCUUCAACGCAAAACUUGCGUCACCGAGCAAGAGAUAAUGGACGUGAAAGCGUCUCUCUGGGCCGUCGGCAACGCCGCGCUGCACCCCCUAGGACUACAACAACUCCUCUCGCUGACUAACCCCAGCGAAGAGUCGAUACCGGUUCGGGUCGUAGGGCUGGCGAAACAUUGCCCCGUCUACUCUGUGCGGGCCACUGCUUUCUACGUGCUGGGACUGAUCGGGAGCACUUACGAAGGGGCUAACUUGCUGUCGGACCUAGGUUGGCUGUGCGUGCGACAUACAAGGCAGGACCAAUUCCCCAUAAUCCAGGACGAAUUUUACGCCAUCCAUAACCCGACACUCAACUUCAUCGCGUCCCCCGAACGGAGAUUCCAAGUGUUCGACGCUGAGGCCAGCGAGCACUCCGACCACACCGACCUCAGCGAGAGCCUGCACUCAGAAAUCACCAAACCAAGCAAAAUCAACGAACUGAGCCAAGACAUGGUCGAUAGCAAGCUUAACAUCAAAGAACCGGACAAGAGAAAGUCUCAUACCCUCCCCUCUCAAGGCGCUUCAAUUAGCCGCACGCUUAUGACUGAGUCCAGAACGGUGGACAUACUUAGGGAUUUCGACCGGCCGCAUAGGAACCCCGCAGAGAGACUUAUUAGCAGAAUGAACUCCUUAGAGCAUGCUCAUGAAGGCAGAGUGAGGAACACGAGCGAGUCCAGCACGAGUGGCGUUAGCAGCUGCGAUUCUGUGCUCGGGAAAUAUACGAUUCCUGAUCGAGUUUUGACGCUAAGUCCCAUACCAAGCUCGUCGAGCCUGUACGGAAUGAAAGGCAGCAGCGGCUCGCAUCGACCAAGGCUGUCAGAGACGCAGCGACGGACUUCAAGUUCAAGUUUCACAGCUCCAGAUGUGUCGAGCUCGCCGCCCUCUCAGUUGGACAUGAGUGGAUAUGCCACCUUAAUAUCACUCAAUAAACACAGACGACCUCACCUGUCGGAGAGCGCGGCGUCGGGCUCGAGCGACAUGGACGAUCUGAGCUGGCUGUUGUCCGACACCCACCGGCGCAGCAAGCCUUUCUCUUCGUUGAGGGACCGCGCCAAGUCAACUAGAGAGAGAAUGGCCAAGUUGAGCUUGCUGGACUACGACUGGAAGCCGCUGUGCGUGGCCGAGAGCGGGUCGGGCGAGGCGCGCGCGCCGCGCAGCGCCGCCGCCCAGGCCGCGCCCGCGCCCGCCGCCGCCGCCGGCCCGCCGCCGCACUACAUCGGCAUCUGUCUGCCGCGCGACCUGCAGGCGCUGUUCCCGAGGCCGCGCCCGCGCCCGCCGCCGCCGCCGGCCCGCCGCCGCACUACAUCGGCAUCUGUCUGCCGCGCGACCUGCAGGCGCUGUUCCCGAGGUGAGUCGCGUGUGUCCACUGUGCUGCACCACUCCCGCCCAGGCCGCGCCCGCGCCCGCCGCCGCCGCCGGCCCGCCGCCGCACUACAUCGGCAUCUGUCUGCCGCGCGACCUGCAGGCGCUGUUCCCGAGGUGAGUCGCGUGUGUCCACUGUGCUGCACCACUCCCGCCCAGGCCGCGCCCGCGCCCGCCGCCGCCGCCGGCCCGCCGCCGCACUACAUCGGCAUCUGUCUGCCGCGCGACCUGCAGGCGCUGUUCCCGAGGCCGCGCCCGCGCCCGCCGCCGCCGCCGGCCCGCCGCCGCACUACAUCGGCAUCUGUCUGCCGCGCGACCUGCAGGCGCUGUUCCCGAGGUGAGUCGCGUGUGUCCACUGUGCUGCACCACUCCCGCCCAGGCCGCGCCCGCGCCCGCCGCCGCCGCCGGCCCGCCGCCGCACUACAUCGGCAUCUGUCUGCCGCGCGACCUGCAGGCGCUGUUCCCGAGGUGAGUCGCGUGUGUCCACUGUGCUGCACCUCUCCCGCCCAGGCCGCGCCCGCGCCCGCCGCCGCCGCCGGCCCGCCGCCGCACUACAUCGGCAUCUGUCUGCCGCGCGACCUGCAGGCGCUGUUCCCGAGGCCGCGCCCGCGCCCGCCGCCGCCGCCGGCCCGCCGCCGCACUACAUCGGCAUCUGUCUGCCGCGCGACCUGCAGGCGCUGUUCCCGAGGUGAGUCGCGUGUGUCCACUGUGCUGCACCACUCCCGCCCAGGCCGCGCCCGCGCCCGCCGCCGCCGCCGGCCCGCCGCCGCACUACAUCGGCAUCUGUCUGCCGCGCGACCUGCAGGCGCUGUUCCCGAGGUGAGUCGCGUGUGUCCACUGUGCUGCACCACUCCCGCCCAGGCCGCGCCCGCGCCCGCCGCCGCCGCCGGCCCGCCGCCGCACUACAUCGGCAUCUGUCUGCCGCGCGACCUGCAGGCGCUGUUCCCGAGAGUCGCGUGUGUCCACUGUGCUGCACCACUCCCGCCCAGGCCGCGCCCGCGCCCGCCGCCGCCGCCGGCCCGCCGCCGCACUACAUCGGCAUCUGUCUGCCGCGCGACCUGCAGGCGCUGUUCCCGAGGUGAGUCGCGUGUGUCCACUGUGCUGCACCACUCCCGCCCAGGCCGCGCCCGCGCCCGCCGCCGCCGCCGGCCCGCCGCCGCACUACAUCGGCAUCUGUCUGCCGCGCGACCUGCAGGCGCUGUUCCCGAGGUGAGUCGCGUGUGUCCACUGUGCUGCACCACUCCCGCCCAGGCCGCGCCCGCGCCCGCCGCCGCCGCCGGCCCGCCGCCGCACUACAUCGGCAUCUGUCUGCCGCGCGACCUGCAGGCGCUGUUCCCGAGUGAACUACAUGAUAUCGAUGUGGAAGAGAAAGACCCUCUGAAAGUGAACAAAUCCUCAACAUUACUGAACGAUACGAGCAUCGCUAGCACUGAAAAACCACGGUUAAGUAAAUGUCUCGAAGUAGACGUGUCGAGCUCGACCGACGUCAGCUCACGAAUAUCCAGCGCCACCGUCACGAGCAGAACAUUAACCGACAGAAACAAAGAAGCUAACCCGAAGGAAAACGAGAAGGCCAUCGAACGACAGAGUAGUGUCGAACGCAGUUUCAACGAUUCCAGUUCGAAUAUCGACAAGGAAGCAAAGCUGGAGUCGACAAACGACGGGAAGUGGAGGCACGCGGCCAACGAGUGCUUGGCGUGCGUGCGGACGAGGCCGCCGUCCUCGCACGAGCUGAGAGAGGCGUUUUUCUUUGGUUUAGAAGGCGGGUCCGGCGACAGCGGCCGCGCCGCCAGCGCGCCGCAGGCCGAGCUGCUGCACCACGUGCGCUGCAUGUCCAACCCCAUCUACCUGCGGCAGACGCGCUCCGCGGUGCUGUCGCUGAAGCAGAAGCACCCGGACGUGUUCCGCAGCGCGUGCGUGUACUCGGACGUGUGCGGGCAGCUGGCGCGCGCCACGUACCUCAUGUGCGCGCGCCGCUUCCUGCACGAGCUGUUCCUGGACGCCUCCUUCGAGUGCUUCGCCGCCGAGCCGCGCGCGCUGCUCGCCCGCCACGCCGCCGCGCCGCCCUCCCCCCCUACGCGAGGCGCGAGGAGUAGCACAGGUGCGCCCCGGAACGAUGGCGAAAGAGAUAAUGUUUUACUAAAUGCGGCAUCGACCUAAUAUUUUUGGGGUCGGGACGGUUCUUUAUCAUUUUUCUUUCAUGGUAGCGAGGAUAAUGUAAGCUGUUGGGAUUUUGAGGAAAGUACUGGCGUACGCUACCUCACGUGCGCUGCAGAGAAGCCUAUUAGUGAUACCCGAAGCGGAAAGAAUAGUUUUGAACCCAAGCCUAUCAAUUAGAUUUAUCAACUGAAAGCGGCAUAAACAUAAAGAUUUCAUUUGUUGUUUGCUAACCACUGCUUCCGUGGAACUGCAGUAAUUUAUAAUAUCGACUAUCUUGCUAAGAUCGCAUUCAACCUUUGAGGGUAGGGUACGACCAAUUUCCGAGGCAUUUCAGCAACGAACAUCUUAUAGCAAAUAUGAUGUGUAUGGAGUGAGGAACCCACCAGAAAGCAUAAGAAGAGUUCGCAUAAACUACACACUGCUUAAAGCAGUCUAGUGUGCAGUAAUAAUGUCCCAUAAAAUGAUUCCCGACUACACCGAAAACAAUUAUAUGUAAGUGAUUUCUGGAGAUCUGGUACGAAUAGAUUUAUUGUAAUCAACUAUUGCAAAAUAAUCACCAAAAUUUUGAACGUAAUUGAUAAUUUUAGUAACAUUUUUAUACUGCAUUUGGACGGUUAUUUUAUUAGACAAAAUUGUCUAAGUACACAAUUAUUAUAACCAUGUAUGUAACCAUUUUGUCAUGCACACGUAGAUAUUAUCAUUCACCUAUUUGAUCCAUUUGUGCCAACUCACCUGGAAUCACCUAUAAUCGUUAGUUGUUGCCAUAUUUUAGUUACGUACAGAAGCAACGAUGAUGAAAGUUGGCCAACUCAGCAGAGGUAUAAUGGUGUAUUUAACUUUGACUCAAAUGUACCUAAUACAUGUCUUAAGAGGAUGUACCAAUUUUGUAAAUGAACGACGGAAUGCUGAAUUUCACGCGGGAGACAAGUAUUUAAGCCGAGUUCAUUCGGGGCGAAUGACUGAAAAGGGGACGCAGAUGAAUUUACGACUUUGCUAAAUUGUGUUUUCACUGAACCCUUACACUAUUGACAUUGUACAUUGUAUUGUGUCUAGAGAUUUAAAGAAUUGCUCGUGGCAAUUGCUCUUGUUUUGAAAUACCUGUUAAACUAACAAGUUUAAAACAGGUCAGCCAGAAAAUCCUUAUCACUUUUAUAAAGAACUGGUGCUGGAAAUAUUUUAAAUACGUGUUGUCCGAGUCGUCUGUAUAAUCGCCAUAUUCUGUGGAGUCCCCUGUGAACACGGCCUGAUCCUCGUUCAACAUUUGUCUUUGAACUAACAAUCCGCGCCAUAUUGAUAUUACCAUGAUGACGGUAUGACUUCCUAUAUUAGUGGUAUUACGGCCGUGUAUUAUUUUCCUAUGUGUACAGAAAGAUUGUUAUUUAUGUUAUGAUAUUUGUAGCUGCGGAGACCGGUUUGCGAUUAUGCCUUUAAAACGACGUUCAGAAAUGUGGCAACUUGAAUGAGCCUUUACUGACUUUGCUUACUGUCUAGACUCUAUAAAGAAAAAGUUGUGGUAAAACAGCAUAAACUAAUAUUUUCCGUUGAUUUUGGUGUUUGUCAAGUGACGUUAAAAUAUGCAUCGACAGUAAUGCGCUUGUGUGUUCUGAGCCCUUUCUGUACAUCGUCACACAUUAAUUGGUUAUCCGCAGUGAUUAAGAAUAAGUUAAGUAAGGUUGUAUACUAUGUUAUAAACUGAAUCUAAUUACUUGUUUCAAUCCGAGCUUCCGAUUAAAUAACACCAGAUCAUCUAGCAAGUAGCAGUUUUACGACUUGUUUCAAAGCUAAUUUCCUAUAAAUAAAGACUCAAUCAGGAGCUCUUAGUUUGAUGCGGUACAUAAUCUGCUUUGUAAUAUAUAGCAAUCUAUAGAUUAUUUAUUUGUGUGUUGUACAUUAAUAAUUAUUAAUUAUUUUUAAUAUUUAUAAAUGCUCGCGGAAAGCUAAGGGUCCCUGACUCGUGAAAAUUGCAGAAAAAUAUAUUUAUAAGUGAACAUGCUAGAACUCUGGUUGUAUAUGGUCUCAACAAGCUCUUAACCUUUUGAACGCUGCGUCAAAAAUAAGAAGUUGCCAUUUGGACGCCACGCCAUCGCAAAUUACAUGCAAUAUUAAACCUUACGCUUGCUGUAAAUAAUCUGGCAAAAAAUUAAAGGGGGGAAAAAACGAAUCAUUACUUCGUUGUUUACUAAUACAGUCACUUUUUUGAUAAUAUAGCAAGCCACUGUGUACUUUCAAAUGCCCCACUGAGGAGUUUAGCUAUGAUAGCGUCCGAGGUAAGAUUUUCCUCUGACGGGUAUAACAGACGGAACGGACAAAAGGUUAACUACAUAUUUACAUGCGUUCCUCGCUAACUAAAGUCGCUCACUGCCUGUGUUCAAUAACGAUAAAUGAAUUUAUACCUUAAUUAUUACGAAUCUACAGUUGCAUUUAAAUAUUAUUAAUAGUGAAUAUAGAAACACCCCAUUUACUGGUCAACUAUUUGCUAUAAAGUUAUGUUUUUAUGAAUAGUUACUGGCGGCACCCUACAUUAGGCAUUAAGUGUUGCCAGUCAUUUAUAAAUUCGGAGCUUAAUAUUUUAGAAUAUUCAGCCUUGCUAGCAUUAUCGUGGAUAUAAAUAACUUUUAAAAUGCGAUCGGCGAGAACUUUAUACCCACGGUAAAAGCUAGCUCCCAUAGAUUGCAAGAAAAUUUGUCGCGCUACUCAAAGUGCCCGUCAUGUUCGAUCUGUUACGGCUGCCCUGCCGCGAUAACUUUGUGUACGAACACAUUCUUCGCGUUGCGUUUCGCCUAUCGAUAAAUAGGUUGUAAUGUCGUUGAUGGAGGCACUCUGCAAACAUCGAAAUCUAUAGGUCGUCUAUCUGCAAUAGUGCAAGAAUGCUAGAGGUAAUUAAGGAUCUUCAAAUUUCGAUGUUUGCGAAGUUUAAAUCGGGCGUUAACAAAAGGCCCGGACCUUUAAUUAGAGCGGUAGGUAAUACCAUCGUGUUGGCCAAUCCUGUGCGUUCCUCAUGACAAUAGCCAGUAUUCGCGAUGACUGAACAAUCACCAUUCCCCCUCGACUUUAGGGUAUUUUAGUAACAUGUCCCACCUAUGCAUUCAAUACGAAAUCUUCCUAAUAAUGUACCUAUAGUUACAAGAAAGCAUACAAAUAAAUACAUGUGACUGUACCUUGUGUUCAAUGAAUACUUCUUAUAAUUGCAUUUAGUAUUUUGUUAGUUUUCUGUAUCAUUAUGAACUUGUUAUUUUUUAUGUUGAACUCAAACAUUGUAGGUAUCUAGUAACUUAUGUCGUCGUAUUUAAUUAUAACUAUUACUUAUAAGUAUUAUUCAUGCAAGAAGGAAAGUCACAGUUACUAUUUGUUAUUUAAUUGUUUGUUAUGUAAUCUACGCCUAAUGUUAUAUUUGGGGCUAUCCUAUAAGUUAUUUAUAAAUAUUAAAUUCAAUAAUAUGAUUCAGUAUUUUAAAGCUUCACUUUGUGCUAGGUCUUCUUUGCAUUACAUUAGAAAGAGCUGAUUAUCAUAGUUUUAUAUGUCUCUACUGGGUUGAGUUUUCGAAUACGAGUAGAUCAUCACUAUGUCAAAACAAUUGACCCUCUAGUGUCACUGCUACUGAUUGUGCAAUAGUGCAGUUGGUUAUUUUUUUUUCUUAAUAAAAAUUUUAGCUUUUCAUUAAAAGAUCCUGCACUAUCUAUUUUGUCUAUAAUCUACAUUCAAUUCCAAUUUUUUUUCUGAUUUUUAAUUUUUUACAUUUAAACUUAUUAACUCCCACCUACAUAAACAGUAUUGAAAACAGCAACACCUAAUUCUUUAUUUUACAAUUUAUCUACUUAUUUCCUGAAUUAUAUUAUUAUAAAACACAGAAUAAAAUGCCUUCAAUUUUCAGUUCUUCAUUACCAGGAUACUGGAAAUGACGAUUGUAGAUAUAUAUAAUAUGUAUAUUUAAAUGUUAUAAUCCAUAUAGAAUAUAGAGUGGGUCCUGAUAAGGUAAUGCGUGUUGCAUCAUUAAAUUAAAACAAUUUUUGCAAUAACUAUCUAAUUAAAUAUAUUGUAUUUUAUACUGUAA